AUGCCGCGCCUGCCGCCCUCUUUGCUCACCACGGUGGCUCGGGAAAGUCCCUUGCUGUCGAUGCUACUCAAGGAGUGCCGCACCCUCGAAUCCGCCCGCAAUGAGCUGCGCUGGUUACGGGAGCGCGCCCUCCGCGAUGGCCCGGCUCCCGGAUGGGCCACGCGGCUGAGGUCCAUGUGUCGGGCGCGAUCGAGAGGAUUCCCCCUGCAGUAUAUUCUCGGCGACCAGCCCUUCGGCGACUUGGAAAUCUUGUGCAAACGGGGCGUGUUGAUCCCUAGGUCUGCCUACCCCUCACCCGCAGUGUCACCUGUCUAA
Messenger RNA from Penicillium lagena, 315 nucleotides. RefSeq lists its product as uncharacterized. The record is from RefSeq and is a predicted model, not a curated record. Gene Ontology annotation, cellular component: mitochondrion. Lineage: Eukaryota; Fungi; Ascomycota; Eurotiomycetes; Eurotiales; Aspergillaceae. Bases 1 to 315 code for a protein of 104 amino acids. The transcript has a single exon.